AUGCUACUGCCCUCGGAGACCCAAACAAUGUGGGGCAAGACCUUCCUGGUCCGGCGAAUUUCUCCUCACCUGGCCGACGUGAGCCUUCUACGGCGCUGGCUCGACAUCUGUAGGACGCACCACGGCAGCGGCUGCCAGCCCUCGCCCCUGGAUGAGGUUUUCUCGCUGCUCGAGAACCUCAAGUUCAUCGACUUGGACGAGGAGAAAAUCGUCGUCAGCGCCCGUGGUGGCGUUCAGGUUACCGAGGGAUCCCUCGGCCCCAACACGCUAGGUCUGCCAAAGACCGUCCGCGAUGCCAUGAUGCUCGUCAAGGCGUUGGGUAUCAAGUACAUCUGGGUAGACGCUCUGUGCAUCCUUCAAGACGACAUGGAGGAAAAAGCUCCGCGUGGUGCCAAAGAUGGACCGCGUGUAUGGACAUCAUCAGAGUAUAGAUCGAAGCAUGGUCACUAUCUCAAGGCAAGACAUGCGGCAAGCUAUGAUUAUUCACAUUCCGUGGCAAUCUCAAUUUGGUAA
Molecule: messenger RNA, 513 nt
Organism: Colletotrichum phormii
Lineage: Eukaryota; Fungi; Ascomycota; Sordariomycetes; Glomerellales; Glomerellaceae
Exons: 2
Coding region: 1-513 (170 amino acids)
Source: RefSeq, a predicted model, not a curated record